AUGUCGCUGACCGUCGUCCGCGCGACGCUCAACAACGACACGCCAAUCUCAGGGGUUGAGCUGUCACCGUACGUCGUGACGCGCAAGGGGGACGGCACGUCGACCACCGCCGACAUCCCGGAGUCGGAUCCCGCGGACGGCGCCUACCUGCGGUACAGGUGGUACCGCAGCGGAUCGCACAGGAAGGCUUCGGUGUGCAGCGUCCACCCCGGCGAACCCGCGGUGCUUCAGAACGUCCACAGCAAGACGUACCACUGCGACGAGGAGUGCUUCACGCAGUCGUGGAGGGAGUGGAUGCGCGACCGCAUAGCCCAAGGUUUGGACCAGGAGCAGCGCAACCCGCUGUGGAGGCCGCCCCACCUGAAGGACCAGGCGAACCACUCAUCCCCGCACGGCUCGAGUCACAACCUCAACGCCGCCGACGGCCAUCACAAGCAGCACAGGCCCCCGCGGCACGUCGAACCGAUCGUCGCCAAGGAUGAGCCGGAGACGUGGACGGAGGUGGGCCGGGAGAAGAGUUACAGCGCCACGAUGGACGACGUCGGGCACCUGCUCAAGUUUGAGGUUGUCCCGGUGGAUGCCGCCUCCGGCGCCGGGUGCGGAGCGCCCGAGACGUUCACCACCGGCCGAGUCAUCCCGGCGCCGACGCCGCCUCGGCGUAACCUGGUGCCCGUGGCGAGACACGACGGGAGCGAGGGCGGGACUUUCACCGUGCUCACGUACAACGUCCUCGCGGAUCUCUACGCCACGAGCGAGAUGUACGGGUACACGCCGCAGUGGGCGCUGAGCUGGAACUACAGGCGGCAGAACAUCCUCAAGGAGAUCGUCAUGCACGACGCGGACAUCCUGUGUCUGCAGGAGGUGCAGAGCGAUCACUUCGAGGACUUCUUCGCCGGGGAGCUCGCCAAGGCUGGCUACACCGCGGUGUACAAGAAGAAGACGGCGCAGGUGUUCAGCCAGGGCACGUACGUCAUCGACGGGUGCGCCAUCUUUUUCAAGAAGGACCGGUUCACGCUGAUCAAGAAGUACGAGGUGGAGUUCAACAAAGCGGCGCUCUCCCUGGUGGAGUCGCUCGGCGGGUCCUCCCAGAAGAAGGACGCGCUCAACCGGCUGAUGAAGGACAACGUCGCGCUGAUCGUCGUGCUCGAGGCGCUGGAGCAGCCCGGCGUCCAGGCGCCGCAGGGUAAGCGUCAGCUGCUCUGCGUGGCGAACACCCACAUCCACGCCAACACCGAGCUCAACGACGUGAAACUCUGGCAGGUCCACACCCUGCUCAAGGGCCUGGAGAAGAUCGCCGCGUCGGCGGAGAUUCCCAUGGUGGUCUGCGGCGACUUCAACUCGGUCCCGGGCAGCGCCGCGCAUAACCUCCUGAGCAACGGCCGGGUGGACGGGGCGCAUCCCGAGCUCGCGACGGAUCCCUUUGGCAUUCUCAGGCCCCCGUCGAAGCUGCAGCACCCGCUGCCGCUGGUGUCAGCGUACACGGCGCUGACCAAGCAGCCGUGCCUGGAGAGCGAGGCGGCGGAGAGGCAGAGGACGCGCAUGGACGCCCAGGGCACGGGCGAGCCCAUCUUCACCAACUGCACCAAGGAUUUCUUCGGGACGCUCGACUACAUCUUCUACACGGACGACACCCUGGCGCCGCUCUCCCUGCUCGAGCUCCCCUCCGAGAAGGAGUGCAGGAACAAGUACGGGGGACUGCCCAACACCCAGUGCUCGUCGGAUCACGUGGCGCUCAUGGCGGAGUUCCAGUGGGGCGCGGCGAGGCAGUGGUAGCCGACGCCCUUGUUUUUUCGUGUUGAACCGAAGGCUCGCGCGUAAGUGUUAGCGGCUCCGGACACCGUUUCGAUCGCGCUGGAUGCUUGUAAUCACAGUCACGAGCGAUCAUCUCAACA
Molecule: messenger RNA, 1892 nt
Organism: Micromonas commoda
Lineage: Eukaryota; Viridiplantae; Chlorophyta; Mamiellophyceae; Mamiellales; Mamiellaceae
Exons: 2
Coding region: 1-1773 (590 amino acids)
Biological process (GO): nuclear-transcribed mRNA poly(A) tail shortening
Cellular component (GO): CCR4-NOT complex; cytoplasm; nucleus
Molecular function (GO): poly(A)-specific ribonuclease activity
Source: RefSeq, a predicted model, not a curated record